GGUGAUGAUCAAGUAUGACAGGUUCCUCAGAGAUGGAGACAAACAAACAAACUGAGGAAUCUAAUAAUAUUUCAAAUAAUGUUGGAAAAUCUGAAAGUUCAGAUUCAAUAGAGGUGGAUAAUUCACGUACAGUUCUAUUAAAAAUAGCAACAUUAUAUGCAGAACGUCUUAUGAAUGAUAUUUGUCUUGUUGUUAAUGGUAUAGAAUAUCCAGCACAUCGCCUUAUACUUUGUGCUUCUAGUGAUGUUUUCCAAGUAAUGUUAAUGAGUCCACAGUGGAGUGAGUCUCAAGAAAGUAGAGUAACCCUCCAAGAAACACCACAAUGUGUACCUAUAUUUAGUGAGUUUUUGCGGUACUUUUAUACUGGUCAAAUAAAAAUUAAUUAUAGUGUCGUUUUACCGAUAUUAUCGUUAGCUGAUAAGUAUAACGUUAAGGAUUUAAUAUCAUUGUGCCUUGAUUAUAUGCAAAAUCAUAUUGCGUUAGCUGCCAUACACGACACUCUAGUAUCAUGGUUACAAUAUACUUCGAAUUGCGGUCAUCACAAUAUUACUCAAGCGUGUCAAAAUUUUAUUAAGUGGAAUUUAGAUUUAGUGGCUAAAACUGCAGAUUUUGGAAACUUUGAUUUAGAUAUCUUAGUAUCGUUACUACAUCAAAGCAGUUUAGUGAUAAAGGAUGAAAUGACAUUGUACAGAUGUCUAGAGUCUUGGUUAGAUCAUCAGGUAAAUCGAUUGAAAACUCAAUUGUCCGACGAUGAAUUAGAAGCUACGUUAGAACAAUUGGUAAUAGCUGUCAUGACUCCUGUUAGAUUUCCAAUGAUGUCUCCUCGACAGUUAGCGGAAUUGCUUUUAUUUCCUUUAACGAAAAAAUAUAAAGAAUUUUUUGUAGAACGCAUGUCCAUAGGAAUGUCAUUUCAUUCUGGAAGGUUAGAUAGAGUUAAAGAAGUGAGUUUGAAUGAAGAAGAUGGUGCGUUACUCUUUGAGCCAAGAUUGUACACUGUAGAUACAUGUAGUUCUCUACUUACCAUAGAAAAUUUUCAUAGUUUACCUCCUUACCACACAAGGACACUUGUGUUCUCCAGCCACUCCUGUCUAGCGGAGUAUGCUGGCGACCGUGCGUGUGAAUGGGUCGUGGAUAUUUAUCCUAAAGGUGUGUGGUUUAAGAAAUUUUUCUUAAUAGUAUGGCAAGGAACUGUGGAAAUGCCAGAACAUGUGAAACGUUUGGUUAGAUUAUCACUAACUUGUAAAGACCCGCCUGUAAAUAGUGAUACCGAUAUGCGAGUAAAGAUAGGUGUUUUAAUAUAUGGUCUGCAAGAUGGUGUUGAGCAUAUCGCUAGAGUGACAGAAAUUAUUCACAGAUUUAGUGAAGAAGAACGUAUUCUUAAUUUGGAUGAUCUCUUGCCGUUUGAAGAACUUAAUCCACAGCUGGCUUCUGUAUCGGAAAAUCCGUCUCCGUUUCUAGUAGGUCCAAAGAAAGAUAUGCUCAAAUUGCACAUUGUUAUAUCACCAGCUAACUAGGACAGAUAGAUAUCUUAGUUUUCAUCAAAUAAAGUUUU
This is a messenger RNA of Eufriesea mexicana, 1552 nucleotides long. It is a transcript of the gene Tango10, whose product is annotated as transport and golgi organization 10. The record is from RefSeq and is a predicted model, not a curated record. The transcript has 3 exons. Gene Ontology annotation, molecular function: protein binding. The coding region runs from base 15 to 1514 and encodes 499 amino acids. Lineage: Eukaryota; Metazoa; Arthropoda; Insecta; Hymenoptera; Apidae.